AUGGAGAGCUUGCUGGAGAACCCGGUGCGCGCCGUGCUCUACCUCAAGGAGCUCACGGCCAUCGUGCAGAACCAGCAGAGCCUCAUCCACACCCAGCGCCAGCGCAUCGACGAGCUGGAGCGGCGGCUGGACGAGCUAAGCGCCGAGAACCGCAGCCUGUGGGAGCACCAGCAGCUGCUGCAAGCCCUGCCUCCGCCCGGGCUCGUCCCCCCGUCGCCAGCCCCGCUGUCGGCCACCGCGGCCACCGCCGCCGCCGCCGCCGGGGCCCAGGAACAGCCCCAAGACCACGGACAGCUCCCGCCCACCGCGCCCGAGAAGCCCCCGCUUCAGCACCACGGACAGCUCCUGGCGCAGCCCCAGCCGGGCCCCAGCCGCAGGGCUCACGCACCCCAGCCGCCCCACCAGCACCCGGCGGGGCCCGGGGCCGUCGCCGACAAGGAGAAGGAGCGUCCCCCGAGUUGUUGCGCCGCUGCUGGAACCCUCCUUCAGCACAAAUCCCCCGCCGCCCUCGGCAAGGGCGUCCUGAGCAGGAGACCCGAGAAUGAGACCGUGCUGCACCAGUUCUGCUGCCCAGCCGCCGACGCCGAGCAGAAGCCCGCCUGCUCCGACCUGGCCUCCCAAAGUGACGGCUCCUGCGCCCAGGCCGGUGCGGGCACGGAGGACUCCGUGGCGGCGGCGGCGGCGGCGGCCGGCAGACCCAGUGCCCACGCCCCGAAGGCUCAAGCCCAGGAGCUGCAGGAGGAGGAGGAGCGGCCGGGGGCGGGGGGCGCCUCCCCGCGGGCCGGCCUCCACUGCGCGGCCUCCCCCAGCAGGCAGCAGCCUGCCCUGGCAACGGCGCUCUGCUCCCGCGCCCCUGCCGCCUCCGAUUACGAACUCUCCCUUGACCUAAAGAAUAAACAGAUUGAAAUGCUAGAACACAAGUACGGGGGCCACCUGGUGUCCCGGCGCGCCGCUUGCACCAUCCAAACCGCCUUCCGCCAGUACCAGCUCAGCAAGAACUUCGAGAAGAUCCGCAACUCGCUCCUGGAGAGCCGCCUGCCGCGGCGCAUCUCCCUGCGCAAGGCGCGCGCGCCCACGGCCGAGAGCCUGGCGGCCGAGAGGGCGCUCCUGGAGGGCUGCGGCCUCUCGGUGCUGCCGCUGGCGCGCUCGCCCUCCCUGCCGCCCGCCAUCGCGGGCACGCUCACCGAACUGGAGGACUCCUUCACCGAGCAGGUGCAGUCCCUGGCCAAGUCCAUCGACGACGCCCUCAGCACCUGGAGCCUCAAGACCGUGUGCUCCCUGCAGGAGAGCGGCGCUUACCAGGUCCACAGGGCCCUGCGCGCGGGCACGGGGCCGCCGGGCCUGGAGACCGAGGCGCGGGAGCCCGAGGGCGCCCACCCGGCGGACUGGGCCGAGCCCGCCGAGCCCGCCGGCCCGCCCCAGGGCCACGGCAGCACCCUCAUGAUGGCCUUCCGGGACGUCACCGUGCAGAUCGCCAGCCGGAACAUCUCCGUGUCCUCCUCCACGGCUCUGUCCGUGGCCAACUGCCUGGGCGCGCCGACGGCCUCAGUCCCCGCAGAGUCCGCGGCGGGCGAGGCCGAGCAGGACGAGGCCGGCGGGCAGGAGGCCCCGGAGGCCCGCAGCGCCGGCCAGGGGGACGUGCCCGCCGAGGACGCGAGCGCAGAGGCGGGAGCCGAAGACGGGGCCCUGCGCGCCAGCCCCCCUGGGGCCGCGGUACCGGCGGCGGAGGAGGAGGAAGACGAAGAGGAGGAGGCCGAGGAGGCGGUGAAGGGGACGGAGGCCGAGGCCGGCGACAGCUCGGAGCAGCUGAGUAGCAGCAGCACGUCCACCAAGUCGGCCGCGUCGGCCUCGGCCUCCAAGGAGGCCCUGCAGGCCAUGAUCCUGAGCCUGCCGCGCUCCCACUGCGAGAACCCGGCCAGCUGCAGGUCUCCCACGCUCUCCACCGACACCCUGCGCAAGCGGCUCUACCGCAUCGGCCUCAACCUCUUCAACAUAAACCCGGACAAGGGCAUCCAGUUCCUGAUCUCUCGAGGCUUCAUCCCCGACACCCCCAUUGGAGUGGCCCAUUUCCUGCUCCAGCGUAAGGGCCUGAGCCGCCAGAUGAUCGGAGAGUUCCUGGGCAACAGCAAGAAGCAGUUCAACCGCGACGUGCUCGACUGCGUGGUGGACGAGAUGGACUUCUCCGCCAUGGAGCUGGACGAGGCCCUGCGCAAGUUCCAGGCGCACAUCCGCGUGCAGGGCGAGGCCCAGAAGGUGGAGCGGCUCAUAGAGACCUUCAGCCAGCGCUACUGCAUGUGCAACCCUGAGGUGGUGCGGCAGUUCCACAACCCGGACACCGUCUUCAUCCUGGCCUUCGCCGUCAUCCUCCUCAACACCGACAUGUACAGCCCCAACAUUAAGCCGGACCGGAAGAUGAUGCUGGAGGACUUCAUCCGAAACCUGCGAGGUGUGGAUGACGGGGCCGACAUCCCCAGGGAGCUGGUGGUCGGCAUCUACGAAAGGAUUCAGCAGAAGGAGCUCAAGUCGAACGAGGACCACGUCACGUACGUCACCAAGGUGGAGAAGUCCAUCGUGGGCACGAAGACAGUGCUGUCAGAGCCCCAUCGCCGCCUGGUCUGCUGCAGCCGGCUCUUCGAGGUGACGGAUGUGAACAAGCUGCAGAAGCAGGCCGCACACCAGAGGGAGGUGUUCCUCUUCAACGACCUGCUGGUGAUUCUCAAACUCUGCCCCAAGAAGAAGAGCUCCUCCACGUACACCUUCUGCAAGUCCGUGGGCCUCCUGGGCAUGCAGUUCCACCUCUUUGAGAACGAGUAUUACUCUCAUGGCAUCACACUGGUGACCCCGCUCUCGGGCUCCGAGAAGAAGCAGGUGCUGCACUUCUGCGCCCUGGGCUUGGACGAGAUGCGGAAGUUUGUGGAGGACCUGAAGGAGUCCAUCGCGGAGGUGACGGAGCUGGAGCAGAUCCGGAUAGAGUGGGAGCUGGAGAAGCAGCAAGGAGCGAAGACUCUCUCCUUCAAGGCCGGGGGAGCCCAGGUGGACCCACAGUCGAAGCAGGGAUCGCCCACAGCCAAAAGGGAAGCGGCACCGGCGGAGAAGGCGGCGGAGAGCACGGCGGAGGUGUCAAUUCACAACAGGCUUCAAACGUCCCAGCACAACUCCGGGCUGGGGGCCGAGAGGGGAGCACCAGCGCCAGACCUGCAGCCUAGCCCCUUGAGGGCGCAGCCCCCUCUGCUGCCACCACCGCCGCCCACGGCCCCCGGGACCCUGGUGCAGUGCCAGCAGAUUGUCAAGGUCAUCGUCCUGGACCAGCCCUGCUUGGCCCGCAUGGAGCCCCUGCUGAGCCAGGCCCUCUCCUGCUACGCCUCGUCCUCCUCCGACUCCUGCAGCUCCGUGCCCCUGGGCGGCCCGGGCUCCCCCGUCAAGGCGGCCCACCAGCCGCCCCUGCCCCCCGCCCCACCCCCCUACAACCACCCCCACCAGUUCUGCCCUCCUGGCUCCCUGCUGCACCGGCGCUGCUCCAGCGGCGCCAGGAGCCUGGUGUAG
This is a messenger RNA of Eubalaena glacialis (North Atlantic right whale), 3543 nucleotides long. RefSeq names its product IQ motif and Sec7 domain ArfGEF 3 (gene IQSEC3). Gene Ontology annotation, molecular function: guanyl-nucleotide exchange factor activity; protein binding. The transcript is spliced from 14 exons. The record is from RefSeq and is a predicted model, not a curated record. Bases 1 to 3543 code for a protein of 1180 amino acids. Lineage: Eukaryota; Metazoa; Chordata; Mammalia; Artiodactyla; Balaenidae. Gene Ontology annotation, biological process: actin cytoskeleton organization; regulation of ARF protein signal transduction.